This is a messenger RNA of Urocitellus parryii (Arctic ground squirrel), 1236 nucleotides long. RefSeq names its product zinc finger CCHC-type containing 18 (gene Zcchc18). The record is from RefSeq and is a predicted model, not a curated record. NCBI's taxonomy places the organism in Eukaryota, Metazoa, Chordata, Mammalia, Rodentia, Sciuridae. Gene Ontology annotation, cellular component: nucleus.
AUGGCUAACAUCAUUACACAUGUGGGUAACAGCCGGCGGCAGAAUGCGCCUUUACCUCCUUGGGCCCAUUCCAUGUUGAGGUCUCUGGGGCAGAGUCUCGGUCCUUUAAUGGUCAGCAUGGCAGAAAGAAACAUGAAGUUGUUCUCGGGGAGGGUGGUGCCAGCCCAGGGGGAAGAAACCUUUGAAAACUGGCUGGCCCAAGUCAAUGGGGUCCUGCCAGACUGGAAUAUGUCUGAGGAGGAAAAGCUGAAGCGCUUGAUGAAAACCCUUAGGGGCCCUGCUCGAGAGGUCAUGCGUUUGCUCCAAGCUGCCAACCCCAACCUAAGUGUGGCAGAUUUUUUGCGAGCAAUGAAACUGGUGUUUGGGGAAUCUGAGAGCAGUGUGACCGCGCAUGGUAAUUUUUUUAACACCUUGCAGGCCCAAGGGGAGAAAGCCUCCCUUUACGUGAUCCGUUUGGAGGUGCAGCUCCAGAAUGCUAUUCAGGCAGGCAUCUUAGCUGAGAAGGAUGCCAACCAGACUCGCCUGCACCAGCUCCUCAUAGGAGCUGAGCUGAAUAGAAAUCUGCGCUUCAGGCUUCAGGGUCUUCUCAGGAUGUAUGCAAAUGAGCAGGAGCAGCUUCCCAAUUUCCUGGAGUUAAUCAGGAUGAUAAGGGAGGAAGAAGAUUGGGAUGACGCUUUUAUUAAACGGAAGCGGCCCAAAAGAUCUGAGCCAGUAAUGGAGAGGGCAGCUAGCCCUGUGGCAUUUCAGGGCCCUCAGCCAAUAGAGAUCAGUAAUGCAGACUACAAUGGCAACGUGAUAGAGAUAGAUGAUACCCUUGAUGACUCAGAUGAGGAUGUGAUCCURGUGGAGUCUGGGGACCCUCCACUGUCAUCCUCAGGUGCUCCUCCCUUCAGGGGCAGGGCCAGAUCUCAGGACCAAGUGUUGGUCAUCGAUCCCCCCAGUAAUUUUGGAACCGAGGCUCCUUCCACCAGCAGUGGUUCUGGACAUAAGAUUAAUGGUCCUAGGGAUAUGCGCAGAGCCAGGAAGCGAAAACACACAACUCGCUGUUCCUUUUGUGGGGAGGAAGGACACUCAAAAGAAACCUGUGAUAAUGAGAGCAACAAGACCCAGGUUUUUGAGAAUCUGAUCAUCACUCUGCAGGAGCUAACACAUACAGAGGAGAGGGCAAGGGAGGUCUUUCGAGAACACAAGGAUCCUUCUGAGCCACAGUAUGGUGCUAGACCCAGCCCUAAAUGA